This is a messenger RNA of Aspergillus homomorphus CBS 101889, 1239 nucleotides long. Its product is annotated as putative aminotransferase. The record is from RefSeq and is a predicted model, not a curated record. The annotation marks the transcript as partial. Lineage: Eukaryota; Fungi; Ascomycota; Eurotiomycetes; Eurotiales; Aspergillaceae. Gene Ontology annotation, molecular function: pyridoxal phosphate binding; catalytic activity. Gene Ontology annotation, biological process: biosynthetic process. The transcript is spliced from 3 exons.
AUGGUGAAAAUAGCCGAAUUCAACGUCGAACGGUGGAUGGACCUGUAUGAGAACGAUGCCCAGCACAACCUUGCGGAGACAUGCUGCGCCUCCAUCUCGUUAAAUGAUCUCCUUCAAUUUUCCGAGUCAGCAACAGCAUCGACUCAGCUCCUCGAUCUAUCGCGCAAACAGACCUACGGUGCCAUCCGUGGAUCCGUCGCGCUAAGAUCUAACAUCGCGAAGCUCUAUCACUCUGCUGCCAGUAACAGUAGUCAAGCGCAGGAGAAGCAGCAUUCCGCGGAAAUUACUGCGGAGCAGGUCCUCGUUACCAAUGGCGCCAUCCACGCGAACUUCCUCGCCCUGUACACGAACGUCGGGCCGGGGGAUCAUGUUAUCUGCCACUACCCGACGUAUCAGCAACUGUACUCUGUGCCCGAAUCGCUGGGUGCAGAAGUGAGCUUGUGGCGGUCUUCCGCGGAGAACGGGUGGGCGUUGGACUUGGAGGAGCUGAGGGGCUUGAUUCGGCCGAAUACGAAGGUUAUUAUCUUGAAUAAUCCGCAAAACCCCACAGGCGCCGUACUUUACCGCGAAUUCUUGAGCGGUGUUGUCGAGAUUGCCCAGGAGCAUAACCUCAUUGUGCAUUGUGAUGAAGUCUAUCGUCCGCUCUUCCACUCUCUGAAGGAUGAAAAGACCUCCCCACCAUCAAUUCUGGAGUUUGAGUAUGAGAAUCUCGUCUCAACUGGGUCUAUGAGCAAAGCAUUUAGUCUUGCGGGUUUGCGCGUGGGAUGGAUUGCAUCCCGGAGUCAACGUAUUAUUGAGGCGUGUGCCUCGAGUCGUGAUUAUACGCUUAUCUCGGUGAGUCAGGUCGAUGAUGAGCUUGCGACGCGCGCGUUAAGUGCUCCAUGUGUGGGGAAUCUGCUGUCUCGCAACAUGAAGCUCGCGAGUGCAAACUUGGAUACUCUUGAGGUAUUCUUGAAUGAGUUUGAUUGGGCGGUACAGUGGGUGAGGCCGCAGGCGGGUACAACGGCGUUUGUCAAAUUUGUUGAUCGACAAGGAAGGCCUGUUGAUGAUGUGGUGCUAUGUGAGCGGCUUUUAGAGAAGACGGGCGUUAUGUUGGUGCCGGGAAGUAGGUGUUUUGGAGAAGGGGUGAAUUUCCAAGGCUUUGUACGCGUGGGGUAUGUGCCGGAGAAGGAGGUUUUGGAGCGUGGGUUGGCGGCUUGGAGGGUGUUUAUGCGGGAGGAGUAUGAGCAAUUGCCCGUU